Messenger RNA from Mixia osmundae IAM 14324, 1851 nucleotides. RefSeq lists its product as uncharacterized. Bases 61 to 1851 code for a protein of 596 amino acids. Gene Ontology annotation, biological process: mRNA splicing, via spliceosome. Gene Ontology annotation, cellular component: spliceosomal complex. The transcript is spliced from 3 exons. The record is from RefSeq and is a predicted model, not a curated record. NCBI's taxonomy places the organism in Eukaryota, Fungi, Basidiomycota, Mixiomycetes, Mixiales, Mixiaceae.
AGGCGGCAGGCAGCAGGGCAAUCAUCGUCAGCCAGCCAGGCAGGCAUCAGACUGCACGACAUGACCAGCGUGCUAGCUAGUCUCCUGCCUGCGCCCAAGUAUGUAUCAAGCGAGCCAGCGGCAGUCGACGACGCUCUGCCCGCAGCCAUAGAGCAGACACUCGCUCUACGAUCACAGGUACCAAGCUACGGUCAUCGUGCCUCAUGGCGACCCUCCAAAGCAGACGACUUUGGCGAUGGCGGCGCCUAUCCUGAAUGCCACAUCGCUCAAUUUCCUCUCGACCUUGGGCGGAAGAAACAUUCCUCCAGUGGGAACACGCUGGCUCUACAGGUUGACGCAGAGGGAAAGGUGAGAUACGAUGCGAUCGCCCACCAAGGCCACCGCGAUGGCCGGAUCAUUCAGUCCCAGUUCAAGGAUCUCAUCCCGAUGGCACACCGGACCGACAUCAACAAUGCCGAGAUGGAGCGACCGAGCGAGGAGGAAGUGCUGUCGACGGCCGAAAAGACAAGACUCGCGCUCGAAAAGAUUACCCAGUCAAAGAUCAAAGCCGCCCAGCCAGCUUCCGGCAUACAGAAGCAAGGCAAGGAGUCCUUCAUCCGUUACACGCCUGCAUCGGGCACGGCCGGUCAGCAGCGUAUCAUCAGGAUGUCCGAGGUCGUCGAGGAUCCGCUCGAGCCGCCACGGUUCAAGCAUAGAAAGAUCCCAAGAGGGCCGCCCUCGCCUCCUGCGCCCAUCCUACGCUCGCCACCACGCAAGAUCACACCGCAGGAUGUCUCAGACUGGAUGAUACCUCCCUGUAUCUCCAAUUGGAAGAACAACAAGGGCUACACCAUCCCGCUCGACAAGCGAUUGGCUGCAGACGGCAGAGGUCUGCAAGAUGUACAUAUCAAUGAUCGUUUCGCUACACUCUCGGAAUCGCUCUAUCUCGCCGAUCGUCACGCGAGAGAGGAGGUCCGGCAGCGAUCACAACUCCAGCAAGCGAUUGCGCAAAAGGAGAAGCAGGCCAAAGAGGAGAAUUUGCGACAGCUCGCUCAGAGAGCACGGGAUCAGCGAUCCGGACUCCCCGCGACAAGCACGGCUGGUCGUGUAGCAGGCACAGGAGGCGCAUUACCUGCUGCUCUGGCGGGCUAUGGAUCCGAUUCAGAUUCCGACGAAGCAGAGCAGGCCGUUGCUACCAAACCCCGUGCCGCGUCCGAGUCAGACGAUGAUGAGGAGGAUGAGGAAGAGAUCAGGAAGCGAGAGCAAAUGAGAGCAGAGCGACGCAAAGAGCGCGAGCGCGAGCUCAGGAUGAACAACAUGGGUACCGAACAGCGGGCGCGUGUGAUGGCCAGGCAAGUCAUUUCUGUAUCGUCAGCAGCCUUCGCUGACAUAUCUUUGAUGUGCAGAGCACAAGGUAGGGAUAUAUCGGAAAAGAUUGCGCUCGGUCUAGCCAAACCGACAUUGUCCAAAGAAUCCAUGCUCGACUCUCGCUUGUUCAAUCAAGAAUCACUGCCAUCUGGCUUUGCAGAUGAUGACUCAUAUAAUCUGUAUGACCGACCGCUCUUCCAGGGCUCGAAUGCAGCAGCAGCAAUCUAUAAGCCUUUGCAAGAUUCGCAGGACGACGAGGCUUACGGCGGCGGCAACGAAGAAGGCAUCAAGAAGGCCCUCAACAACGACCGAUUCGGUCUCGGCGUCGCCCGCAAGGGCUUCGAGGGUGCAGACUUGCAAGAAACGCGCACGGGUCCAGUUCAAUUUGAGAAGGACACGACGGCAGAUCCCUUUGGCGUGUCGGCUUUCCUUGACGAAGCCAAGAAGGGCAGCAAGCGCGGUCUCGAUCAGGAUGAGGCGAGCAGGAAGAAGCCACGCGAUUGA